AUGCUUCGUGAAUCAAAUCUACGAUUUACGAUCAUCAAGAGAAAUGUCUCAAUUGGUAGGAAAUAUCGCAGUGCUGAUGAAAUUGGAAUCCCAUUCUUCAUCACUGUUGAUAAAACAAGCACCAAGGACGGCUGUGUGACACUACGACAUCGAAAUAGCGCUGAUCAAAUCAGAAUCAAAGUGGCAGCAAUCAGACAAAUAGUAGAAGAACUUGUUAGUGGUGAAAUCGGCUGGAACCGAAUGCGUCAAAUAUAA
Molecule: messenger RNA, 255 nt
Organism: Enterospora canceri
Lineage: Eukaryota; Fungi; Microsporidia; Enterocytozoonidae
Source: the annotation of a GenBank genome assembly